Messenger RNA from Maniola jurtina (meadow brown), 2664 nucleotides. RefSeq lists its product as uncharacterized. Gene Ontology annotation, biological process: G protein-coupled receptor signaling pathway. Gene Ontology annotation, molecular function: G protein-coupled receptor activity. Gene Ontology annotation, cellular component: membrane. The record is from RefSeq and is a predicted model, not a curated record. Lineage: Eukaryota; Metazoa; Arthropoda; Insecta; Lepidoptera; Nymphalidae. The coding region runs from base 329 to 1783 and encodes 484 amino acids. The transcript has 4 exons.
UAGCUAUGAAGAGUUGGUAUGUUCUGUUCGUCAGUUAGUUUCUGCAUGUCUUGGACGGUGCACGAGCGCCCGCCCGCCCUGCGUGCGCCGCGAAACUCCAGUCCAGCUUCGAACUGAAAACACAAACUUUGAAUUAAAUGCUAUUGAAUACUACUAUUUGAGUGAAGUGUAGUGAAAGUUGUUUACAAAGGAUUGAGCAAAGAUUUUAUUUAAAGAUUCCAAGCCUUCGAAAUGCGCUGGAACGCGGCAGCAGCAGUAAGAUGAAGGGAUUGCACCAAUCACCAUGGUGUAGCUAGAAGGCGUUAGACAAGGACAGAUAGCCAGUGCCAUGGAGAUGAACGGGACGGAAGCUCGAGGCGAGGAGGCGGUGACGCUCGCUUUGAGUGUGGCCGUCACCGUCAUCUCCGCCAUAGGGUUGCUGCUCAACGCUUACAUACUGUUCAUCAUUGUCAUUACUAAACAGCCUGCAUCAGCGUCAUCAGUACUUCUAGUACACCUCGGAGCAGUGGGUGCACUGGCCAGCGGUGCUGCUUUGUGUGCGGGCGGCGGAACUUGCGUGUGCGGCGCGUUGCUGCACGCGCUGCACCCUUUGCAGCUAUGGACUGUGUGCGGCCUGCACGCUGACCGCGCGGCCGCCAUUGCCGCACCCUUGCACUACGCAGCUAUUGUCUCGGCCAAAAAGGUGUUAAUCUGCUGUGGCUGUGGCUGGGUAGCGCUUGGAGCUCUCCUAGCCCCCUUAGCAGCCGCCCAACCCCCACUAAUCUACAGCAUCGGUCUUGGAGGUUGCGCACCUGAUUGCGGCGCUGGGCCUACCGCUUUGGGAUUCUGUCUCGUCUAUGCACUAUUAACUCUUCUAGUGCCCACAGUAUUAGUCCUUCUCUGCAGCUUAAAAAUCCUCCGUAUAGCCCGCUACCACCGGCACAGAAUAGCAGCUGCGAUAUACGAAGUAACACUGUCAGCACAAGUUACUGUCACUCAUCAACGUAACCCAUUUUCCACUCCACCACCACCUAGGCGAAGAGCCUUGUCAGCUAUACUACAACCCCUAGGAACUUUAGCGAUAUUAUACUUUCCUUAUUAUUGCGUGUUAAUAUGGCCUGCUAUUGCGGUACCUCCACAACCCAUCGCCGCUUUAUCUGCCGCUCUCCUAGCAGCAGCUCCACCUGUCAACGGUAUUCUCUACGGAGUUCGAAGUAGAGCACUAAGAGAUUCCUUACGUAACUAUCGACGGAAACGAAUGACGAAGAGCGAAGUGACGCAAGAGAUUCAAGCACGGACACCGAGCGCUUGCGGUUCAAGAAGACCAUCUCUAUCAGCUGGAUCGGGCUGCAUAAGGCCACCGACGACGCGCCGGUUAUCUGACGCUGCAGCGAUGGGUUGUCGUGGAUCUGAACGACCAGCACAGCGUGCGGCAUCGUGCAAUAUGUUGCAAGAACCUCUGGAAAUCGAAGCGCCUAAAGCUAGACAAUCUGCGAUCCCUUUAAUAAGAGCGCCACCGCACGUCGUUCUCGGUCGCGCUCUUGGGCUAGAAGAAGGUGUUACGAGGGAACGCAGACGUCGUCAGUCCCCACGUAUUACAGUUACAAGAGCAAUGUCAGAUGAAUGCGAGUCUCCAUCUCGACGUCCACUCUGUAGACAGCAUUCUAGAUCGAGUGGAGCUCUUCUAGGAACGAUGUCCUGUUCCCCCGCGCUAUCCGAGCACAUAUCUAUGGAUAUCAGUGCUGACGAACAACUUCUUCUCUCUUGGCCUCAACGCUCUCCAGUCAAGCAAGAGAUUUUAUAAAACGGGUCAUUUUUAUAUGUAUCUAAUAUGAUCUUGCUAUGUUUUAAUGUGUGAAAGACAAUAACUGUGCGCGCGGUUCAGUCGAGUGUUGCCGUUUUAUUGUUUUGUAAAAGCUUUCUAUCGAUACUCGACCUUCCCGACCAAAACUGUGACCAAAUGUUGUUUCCUAUAUCUAUUUACAACUCUAUCGUAGACAUAACGAUUUCCGACAGGGUUCUCCAUAUCGUUAGCUUUACAAUACCAAAGUAUUACUUUAGUGCGUAUUUCUUAUAAUCUUUCUGUAUAAUUCCAUAGGUUUAUAGACAAAUUUAAGAUUGUUGGAUAUAUUUUUUUGUUAUUUAUUUACUUGUAACUUGAGAUGUCUAUAAAAAUUGUUGUAACAGAAGCUUAUCUGCCGUCCAAUAUCUAAAAUAGUUUUUGAGUUAUCGCCAAAAAACGUGGGAAUUUUCAAUAACUAACGUUCCUAAAAAAGCAUGCUAUACAGGAGGGUUUUUGUUAGUUUUUAGUGUGGUCCUACGUAGCAAACUUUUUCAGAAGCAUCAGCUGUUUAUCUAAAUUACGAUAUUUUUUGACGAUAACUCUUAAAUUAUUUUUUUGUAGUUAACGGCUUAUUAAACAUAGGACGGCAGUUAUAUAAAUAGGUAAAUGUUAGGUAGUAUGAGAUUUGCACUGAUCUAGUCGACUGCGAUAAGUCUAUUAUAAUAAUAUAAUUCUCUGUUAGGUAAAUUAUUAAAAUAUGCAACGCUUUUAAUUAUUGCCGCCGUCCAACUCAUGGAUUCUAUACCUAUAGUGUGGUGCAUAUAAUGAAGUACCCUGAAUGCAAGUAAUCAUAUUUUGUUCUUAUGUGUAAUAUAAAACGGAUAGGUAGGUAGUACGACGAA